AUUAUGCCUCCCUAUGGCACCCCGCCACACCCCUAUGUUGCAAUGUAUCCCCAUGGUGGCAUAUACGCUCAUACAUCCAUUCCUCCGGGAUCUUAUCCUUUUAGUCCUUUUGCCAUGCCUUCUCCGAAUGGUAUUGCAGAUACUUCGGUAGAUACUCCAGGUAUCAUCAAAGCUGAAGGUAAGCCUCCUGAGGUGAAGGAAAAAUUACCAAUCAAAAGAUCAAAAGGAAGUUUGGGUAGUUUGAAUAUGAUAACAGGAAAAAAUAAUGAACUUGGUAAAACACCCAGGAAAUCUGCUAAUGGAAUUCAUUCCAAAAGUGGUGAGAGCGCUAGCGAAGGUACUAGUGAAGGAAGUGAUGAAAAUUCUCAGAAUGAUUCUCAACUAAAAUCUGGGGAGAGGCAGGAUUCUUUUGAAGAUGAACCAUCUCAAAAUGGAAGUUCUGUGCAAGUUCCUCAAAAUGGGGUACUUAAUACACCCGGUACAGUUGUUAACCAAACUAUGUCUAUCCUACCUAUCUCUGCUGCUGGUGCUCCCGGAGCAGUUCCUGGUCCCACAACUAAUUCAAAUAUAGGAAUGGAUUAUUGGGGCACACCAACUUCGUCCACUAUUCCUGUGCUGCGUGGAAAGGUUCCUUCUACUGGAGUUGCUGGAGGGAUGGUUACUUCUGGGUCAGGAGAUAAUGUUCAGUCACAACUUUGGUUACAGGAUGAAAGAGAGCUUAAAAGGCAAAGGCGGAAGCAGUCUAAUAGGGAAUCUGCUCGCAGAUCCAGGUUGCGCAAGCAGGCUGAAUGUGAUGAACUAGGUCAGCGUGCUGAGACUUUGAAAGAAGAAAAUGAUUCUCUCCGGACCAAAGUGAGCCGGAACAGGAGUGAUUACGAGCAGCUACUUUCUGAGAAUGCGGCCCUCAAGGAGAGACUAGGAGAGAUACCUGGGAAUGAGGGUAUUAGUUCUGGCCAAAAUGAUCAGCAUGUUGAUAAUGAUGACACUCAACAGAGUGGUCUGACACAGGCUGUGCUGGGUGUUCAUUAGGAUCUAGCUUCCUGCUGCAUGUUGCUUUUAAGGAAGAUAACCUAAAGAAAUAGCAACUGCAAGUUCUUGUUUUUGGAUAGCUUCUAGUUCAAGGUGUAUUAAAGGUGAUCGAUCGUAUGUAGUAUUAGGAUCUAUUUAUGUUAUACGAUUCCUCGUUUCUAAUUCGUCAGGUUUUUUGACAGCCAAAAACAACCUGGGGUGUAGGAAGUUCUCGUCAUUACCAUAUUCAGCCUUUAGGGAUAGAUUUGAGAAUAGCGAUUUACCAUUAAGGAUUUUAUACAACAUGUAUUGUAUUAUGAAUGUAUAAUCACCUAUUUGAUAAGUUACGACGUUAGGUAGUUUAACUGUGAU
Messenger RNA from Gastrolobium bilobum, 1380 nucleotides. RefSeq names its product bZIP transcription factor 16-like. Gene Ontology annotation, molecular function: sequence-specific DNA binding; DNA-binding transcription factor activity. The record is from RefSeq and is a predicted model, not a curated record. Bases 4 to 1029 code for a protein of 341 amino acids. Gene Ontology annotation, cellular component: nucleus. The transcript is spliced from 9 exons. Lineage: Eukaryota; Viridiplantae; Streptophyta; Magnoliopsida; Fabales; Fabaceae. Gene Ontology annotation, biological process: regulation of DNA-templated transcription.